Molecule: messenger RNA, 1985 nt
Organism: Leptosomus discolor (cuckoo roller)
Lineage: Eukaryota; Metazoa; Chordata; Aves; Leptosomiformes; Leptosomidae
Source: RefSeq, a predicted model, not a curated record
GGAAACGUAACUUUCAUUCUUGUCUUCAUUUUAAGCUUGGAAGAGCCUUUACAGGGUGGGUGCAGCGAUCUUUCCAGAGCACCCAGGCAGCCACGGCCUCCCAGAACACCUGUGCUGCCGAUGACAACAAGGCCACUAGCCCUGGGCCUAAGGACUGUCCCGUUUGCUCAUACAACGAAUGGGACCCGCUGGAAGAGAUCAUUGUGGGAAGAGCUGAAAAUGCUUGUGUCCCGCCUUUUUCUGUGGAGGUUAAGGCCAACACAUAUGAAAAGUAUUGGGGAUUUUAUCAGAAAUUUGGAGGCCAGAGCUUCCCCAAAGACCAUUUAAAAAAAGCUAUUGCUGAAAUUGAAGAGAUGUGCAAUAUUUUGAAAAGAGAAGGUGUAAUUGUCAAGAGGCCUGAUCCAAUUGACUGGUCUGUGAAGUAUAAAACACCUGAUUUUGAGUCUACAGGUAUGUAUGCUGCUAUGCCAAGAGACAUCCUGUUGGUGGUGGGAAAUGAAAUUAUUGAAGCACCUAUGGCUUGGCGUGCUCGGUUCUUUGAGUACAGAGCGUAUAGACGAAUAAUCAAAGAUUAUUUCAACUGUGGUGCUAAGUGGACAACUGCCCCCAAACCCACAAUGGCAGAUGAACUCUAUGAUCAGGAUUAUCCAAUCCGCUCUGUUGAAGACAGGCAUAAACUGGCUGCUCAGGGAAAAUUUGUAACUACUGAAUUUGAGCCAUGCUUUGAUGCUGCUGACUUCAUUAGAGCUGGAAGAGAUAUCUUUGUACAAAGAAGCCAGGUUACAAAUUACAUGGGCAUUGAAUGGAUGAGGCGACAUCUUGCACCAGACUAUAGAGUGCAUAUAAUAUCCUUUAAGGAUCCGAACCCUAUGCACAUUGAUGCCACUUUUAAUAUCAUUGGACCUGGUCUUGUGCUCUCUAACCCAGACCGUCCCUGCCGUCAGAUUGAGCUUUUCAAGAAAGCAGGCUGGACCGUGAUUCGCCCCCCAGCGCCACUCAUCCCAGAUGAUCACCCACUGUGGAUGUCUUCUAAAUGGCUCUCCAUGAAUGUCCUAAUGCUGGAUGAGAAACGUGUGAUGGUGGAUGCCAAUGAGACAUCAAUUCAGAAGAUGUUUGAAAAUCUGGGCAUUUCUACAAUUAAAGUGAAUAUUCGCCACGCCAAUUCAUUGGGAGGUGGUUUCCAUUGCUGGACAUGUGAUAUCCGCCGCCGUGGUACCCUGCAAUCUUAUUUUGACUAGUUAUGAGUCAGAUAGGUAGCAAUGGUUCAGCUUCUAAAAUAAGCAUAGAAAAUUAAGAAAUUAAUUUCACUUUUGUUAAAACGACUGCAUGAGCUCUGGUGCUUGAUCAGUGGUGUCUACAGUGGUCUGGUAAAUGAUUUAUUCUUACAUACUCCUCACUUUCAGCAGUAUGAUUGAAACUACUUCUGUCAGCAAUACAGGUUUUAUGGCUGGCUUUUUGAAGGACAUCCUUCAUUUAUGAAGCCUUUUCACGUUGGCUUUGAAUGUAAAAGUUUGACAAGAUAGCUAAAAGGUCUUGCUAGAAUAGCUUGGCCACUAAUGUUGGGCGUCUACCUCUGUCUAGUUACUCUGUCAAAUAGGCAGCUUGAACUGUUAAACUUGAGUAAACUUUUCUUAUUUCUUUAAUCAGUCUGUUCUAAUAUAUCUGUGUUUAAUGAAGUUAAAAUAGAUGCAACUGUACACAUCUCUUAUGGAACCAAGUAAUUUUAUAAUGUUUUUCAUGUUGAGCCAUACAGCUCUUUACAGAGAAUUUCCAGUAUGAUCAGCUUUUAAAACAUGUUCACUUACUUGCCACGUCCUACAUUUUAUUCUGAUGCAUGUUGUGCAUCUGAAUACUUUUUUAUAUUGCUUUUUGUAUUGCUGAGAUUGAUUUUUAUUUAACUUUUUACUGUAUAAAUGAUAGCUAAUAUUCUGCUUGUACAGGUUUCACUCUGAAUUGUUUACAUAACUUAAAAGCACAAAACAAAA